GAUCUGCAGAGCCCUUCACAUAUUUGCACAUUAUGCUGUAGACAAUGCUGUCCUUCCGUGGCAUACGACGAGCCUGCCCGGUGUCAAGUCGUCAUCUCCAUCUUCUUCAUCCACAUACUGCCCUGCCUUCCCGCUUGCUCGCGAGCGGCCAAGUCCUGCGAACUUCAAUAGCCCCCCGCUCGUUCUCUACUUCUUCAUACCGGCAAGAUGUCUCCGCGACGCCCGAUGCGCCUUCCGCUCAGGACGUUGAAAAGGUAGUCCGAGAGGCCAAGCAGCGUUUCCGUGACACACUCCCCAAGGACUAUCUCAACGAGCAAGAAUACGCCCUUUACGAGCGACUGUACGGUCCACCCUUGCGCGAAACCCGCCCUGAAGAUGUUGGCAUACCAACUCAUGCAGACAUGGGACGUGCAUCCCUGCGCCCGAAAGAUGAAGGAGUGCUCCUGCGAUCGCUUGAGGAUGGAGGGUUCGAGGAGGUGACGUACGAAAUUGACGGACCGAACAAUAUUGCCGACACAGAUACCAUGUCAACCUCCGAAGACCCGGGCGAUGCCUCCCUACAGGGCCUGACCCAAAGACCCCCAACUUACGUUGAAGCUGUAGCUAGAAAUCAGCGCGAACUUGAUGCGCUACAAAAGCUUGCUCAGGACUUCGAGGUCGCCCAGAAGAAACAGAACGAGAAGGAAGAGGCUGAUGGGUCGACCUCUCAAGACUUGGUGGAGGAACAAGACUCUACUUGGCCGAUUGAAGCAGAGCACGAAGGCUUUCAUCGAGAGCCUGGGGAAGUUCGCCGGUUUCACAAAUAUACGCUGGAUGGGAGGUUCCAUGGCAGCCCCAUCGAGAUUAGCCUCCCCCGCGAGGAAUUCGUGGGACCUAUUCGCGAGCUUCUCGACAGAACUCAUUUCAGGCACGUCAGCAAGGCGGCUGAGGAUGCAUUCGGCGGUCCAGGCCUCCCAACGUCCCCAUCAACACCAGAGGGCCUCAGGAGUGGUCGCAUGGGCGGCGUUGGGCUCCCGCCCGACCAGCGCAAAAUGACAGAAAUUGAAGCAGACGCCUUCUUAGCCGGGUACCUACCUCCGUCGUACGCAUCCGUUGCAUGCAUCCUCCGCGAAGUUCGGAAACGAGUUGGGGGUGACUGGAUCCAGUCCCGGUUGAAGCGGGACCAGGAGGGCGGCCUGAGUGUUCUCGAUGCAGGUGCCGGCGGUGCCGGCUUGGUUGCCUGGGAACAGGUCCUCAACGCGGAAUGGCAACUGCUCAAGGAAAGAGGUGAGGUCAAGGGGUCACAUCCGCCUGGGAAGAAGACGGUCAUUGCCGCAUCGGAUCGGCUGCGCAAUCGACUCAAGAGCUUCCUCCAUGACACGACCUUUCUACCGCGACUACCAGAUUACGAGCAUUCUGGCGAGAUGCGUGGCAAGCACCUUGACGCCGGGCCCGAACCCCAGCCACGCAAGUCUUUCGACGUGAUUAUUGCCUCUCACCUUUUUCUCAAGGAGACACAGGACCAUUAUCGCCAGGCUGUUCUCAACAACCUCUGGAACCUCCUUAGCAAAGACGGAGGCAUCCUGAUUGUUAUCGAAAAGGCACACCCUCGUGGAUUUGAGGCCGUCGCCCACGUCCGAGACACGAUUUUGAAGCAGUUUCUCCUGCCCCAAACUGGGGAACCUACCGUCGCCCCUGAGGACUUCAACCCGGCAUUCCAUCGCGAGCUUGAACCCGGGCACAUUGUCGCGCCAUGCACAACCCAAGGGUCGUGCCCGAUGUAUCAGGAACAGGGCAAGAGCAAAGGGCGGAAGGAUUACUGCCAUUUCAGCCAACGAUUCGUCCGGCCGACGUUCUACAGCAAAAUAUUAGGAAACAUGGCAGACAACCAAGGCGACGUUGAAUUCAGCUACGUGGUAGUUCGACGCGGCGUGCCCAAAAGCAGCCCGAUGACUGGCAAGGAGGCAACAGAGCGGGCAGUGCAGGGCUACGAGGCCUCGGAUGCUCGCCCCGAUAUGCAGACGUUGCCGCGGAUGGUGCUGCCUCCAUUGAAGCGAAAGGGUCACGUUACUCUCGACCUUUGCACACCCGAGGGCCAGAUUGAGAGGUGGACAGUUCCCAAGAGCUUCAGCAAGCUGGCCUACCAUGAUGCUAGAAAGUCGCGAUGGGGAGACUUGUGGGCUCUCGGGGCGAAGACACGCGUGGCCCGCAAGGUUCGCGUCGGAAACGGCGCGGACGAGAAGCCGCGCAAGGUCGAGAUCACCAUGGAUGGUGGGCGCAUGUCCGCGGUUGAAAAGAAUGCGUCUCGAGCCAGACAGCCCAAGAGCAGGGCGGCCAAGUACAAAGAUGUUUUGGGGGAGAUUAUUGCCGCGGAAGAGAAGGAAGAGCGCAUCAUUGAGCAGCAAAUGGACGAGGAAGUGGAGGCGGAGCUGGACGAGCGAGAAGGAAGGCCCCGCGGUAGACGGCGAGGAGGCAACAACAGGUGAUGACUUGUAUCAACUAGAAUCUUGUACACUACACGACGGGAGCAGUUCUCCCACGACUGGAGAUCGAUACCUACCCAAACGAAUGUGGGAAAACGCACCUCCGGUUGCUCACAAAACUCGUUCAUUUCUGGUCUGGGGCGACCUGCCGUGACCAACUCCAGGAUAUGCCACCACCGCGAACAAGUGUAUAUUUUUGCCUUGUCGUCUUGCGAGCGUCAUGUCGGACUGUGUUCAUGUGCAGCGCUAUGAGUGUGGAUGAUGAUGCCAUCGCGGCCCAGCGUGGAGAGACAAGGGUCCUGCUGCCUCCGACAGCCCACGCCCGACUGCCGA
Messenger RNA from Purpureocillium takamizusanense, 2795 nucleotides. It is a transcript of the gene RSM22, whose product is annotated as 37S ribosomal protein S22. Bases 45 to 2465 code for a protein of 806 amino acids. Gene Ontology annotation, biological process: translation. The transcript has a single exon. The record is from RefSeq and is a predicted model, not a curated record. Gene Ontology annotation, molecular function: structural constituent of ribosome; methyltransferase activity. Lineage: Eukaryota; Fungi; Ascomycota; Sordariomycetes; Hypocreales; Ophiocordycipitaceae. Gene Ontology annotation, cellular component: mitochondrial small ribosomal subunit.